GUAUCAUCCACAUCGAUGGUUGCGGGUCCAAGCCAAGCCUCGUCCGGUGUACAGAUGCAGGGUGUGUGUAAUUUCCUUCAAAGACAGGUAGGUUUUAGUAAUUCUCCCCAACCCAUAUAUAAGUCGUCGAAACCCUAUCCGCCGGCCAUCAUCGUAACACUCCCCUCUCUGUCCCCUGAAGAGGAUUUGCGAGCGGAAGUCUUACCUCUGAAAUCGACUAUGAAGUUCAACAUCGCAAAUCCAACCACUGGUUGUCAGAAGAAACUGGAAAUUGACGACGAUCAGAAGCUCCGAGCUUUCUUCGACAAGAGGAUCUCUCAGGAGGUUAGCGGGGAUGCUUUGGGUGAGGAAUUCAAGGGAUAUGUCUUCAAAAUUAUGGGAGGAUGCGACAAGCAGGGUUUCCCAAUGAAACAGGGGGUUUUAACUCCUGGCCGUGUUCGUUUGUUGUUGCAUAGAGGGACACCUUGCUUCCGUGGUUAUGGCAGGCGCAAUGGAGAGCGUCGCCGGAAGUCUGUCCGUGGAUGCAUCGUCAGCCAAGACCUCUCAGUUUUGAACUUGGUCAUUGUAAAAAAGGGGGAAAGUGAUCUGCCAGGCUUGACAGACAUAGAGAAACCCAGAAUGAGGGGUCCAAAAAGGGCCUCUAAGAUCCGGAAGCUGUUCAACCUGUCUAAGGAGGACGAUGUGCGCAAGUAUGUCAAUACUUACCGGCGGACAUUCACAACAAAAUCUGGGAAGAAGUGUAGCAAGGCUCCCAAGAUUCAAAGGCUUGUGACACCAUUGACGCUGCAGAGGAAGCGUGCUAGAAUUGCAGAGAAGAAGCAGAGGAUUGCCAAGGCAAAGUCAGAGGCUGCAGAGUAUCAGAAGCUGCUUGCCACCAGGUUGAAGGAACAACGUGACAAAAGGAGUGAGAGCUUGGCGAAGAAGAGGUCCCGUUUAUCUGCUGCUUCGAAGCCAUCGGUUGCAGCUUGAGAGGAUAGUCUUUCCUGGAUCAUCAUCGCUUAUGAAUUUUAAGUUGAUACAUUCAGUUUUGACUACUAUGAUCAUGAAAUGGUGUUUUCCCCUGUUGUGUGUUUGCCAUCCUCCCUAGUUUUGGAGAAGGCACUUGGAUCAGUUAAUGGUUUUGACUCUGUACCUUAUAUACAUCGUCGGAUCUCAGACUUCCAUCUUUUGUUAUUGAAGUUUUCGAUACUUAAUUAGUAAUACGUUUAUUUUUCUUA
This is a messenger RNA of Magnolia sinica, 1217 nucleotides long. RefSeq names its product small ribosomal subunit protein eS6-like. NCBI's taxonomy places the organism in Eukaryota, Viridiplantae, Streptophyta, Magnoliopsida, Magnoliales, Magnoliaceae. Gene Ontology annotation, biological process: translation. Gene Ontology annotation, cellular component: ribosome. Bases 16 to 969 code for a protein of 317 amino acids. The transcript has 7 exons. The record is from RefSeq and is a predicted model, not a curated record. Gene Ontology annotation, molecular function: structural constituent of ribosome.